Molecule: messenger RNA, 997 nt
Organism: Carlito syrichta (Philippine tarsier)
Lineage: Eukaryota; Metazoa; Chordata; Mammalia; Primates; Tarsiidae
Gene: MED29
Product: mediator complex subunit 29
Exons: 4
Coding region: 107-709 (200 amino acids)
Biological process (GO): regulation of transcription by RNA polymerase II
Cellular component (GO): mediator complex
Molecular function (GO): transcription coregulator activity; transcription factor binding
Source: RefSeq, a predicted model, not a curated record
AAUUGUCUGGGAGGCGGAGCUAACUAGCAACCGGGGCCUGGAGCCCGGGACGCGAAAAACGGGGAGACUUGCUUGUGACGCACUUCCGGCGCUGUAAGCGAGAAAGAUGGCUGCGUCCCAGCAGCAGACUUCAGCGGCUUCCUCAGCUGCUGGCGUUUCGGGUCCUGGUUCGGCUGGCGGUCCGGGCACCCAGCAGCAGACGCAACCGCCAGCACAGCUGGUGGGUCCUGCCCAGAGCGGGCUCCUGCAGCAGCAGCAACAGGACUUCGAUCCCGUGCAGCGCUAUAAGAUGCUCAUCCCGCAGCUGAAGGAGAGUCUACAGACUUUGAUGAAGGUUGCAGCCCAGAACUUGAUUCAGAACACUAACAUCGAUAACGGACAAAAGAGCAGCGAUGGACCCAUACAGCGCUUUGACAAGUGCCUGGAGGAAUUCUACGCACUUUGUGACCAGCUGGAGCUCUGCCUGCGCCUGGCGCAUGAAUGCCUGUCGCAGAGUUGUGACAGUGCCAAGCACUCUCCAACGCUGGUGCCCACAGCCACCAAGCCGGACGCGGUGCAGCCUGACAGCCUGCCCUACCCGCAGUACCUGGCGGUCAUCAAAGCCCAGAUUGCCUGUGCCAAGGACAUUCACACCGCCCUGCUGGACUGUGCCAACAAGGUCACGGGCAAGACGCCUGCACCACCUACUGGCCCCGGGGGCACACUCUGAAGUGGCAGGGCCAGGAGGGGGGCAGGCGGCGGGAGGGGUGGGCAGGGAGGGAAUGAAGAGUGGCCCAAACCAAAACAGUCUUGUCUGAUUGUUCUUCCUGCCUGAGUACCGCGGGCGAAGCCAGCAGGGGGCAGCAGAGGCCAGCAGAGACGGCACAAGGCAGUCCCUGGCCUCUGCUGCCUCCUUUCCUGCUCCCCUCCCUAGCCUCGGUGGACUUUGGUCUGUGUGUGUUGACCACCUCUCUGGCCCAGAGGUCCUCCCCCACCCAGCCCGGGUGUGGAGCCCUGG